AUGGUUCUCGCUUCUGACGAAUACAGCAACAAGCUUUACAUCAAUGGUGCCUUUGUCCCAUCACAAGGCUCGGACCGCCUGACUCUCACCAACCCUUGGGAUGAAUCCAUCGUGGCCGAGGACAUCCAUGUCGCCAACAGUGCAGACGUCGACGCCGCGGUCGCUGCCUCGGUCGCGGCAAUGAAGAAGGGACCAUGGAAAGGCUUCACCGGCGCCCAACGUGCGGCGUGUAUGCUCAAAUUUGCCGACCUGGUGGAGCAAAACAUCGACAGACUUGCCCGGAUCGAGUCUCUGCCCACGGGUCGCCCCUUUUCCAUGAUCAAGCACUUUGAUCUCCCUCACAUGGUUUCUGUGUACCGCUAUUAUGCCGGCUGGGCGGACAAAAUCCCCGGCAAGACAUUCUCCGAGGACAACGGCACGUACAAAAUAGUUCGCUACGAGCCCGUGGGGGUGUGCGCGGGGAUUGCGUCCUGGAACGCCACCUUCCUCUACGUCGGCUGGAAGAUCGCACCAGCCCUGGCCGCAGGUUGCACGUUCAUCUUCAAGGCAUCCGAGAAGUCACCGUUGGGGGUUCUUGGCCUCGCCCCUCUCUACAAAGAAGCCGGCUUUCCGGAUGGGGUUGUUCAGUUCGUGACUGGAGAGCGAGACACUGGCGCGUUGCUGGCCUCGCACAUGAAUAUCUCGAAGAUCAGCUUCACCGGCUCGGUCGGGGGCGGCAAGGCCGUACAACAAGCAGCGCUGAAGUCGAACAUGAAGCGCGUCACCUUGGAACUGGGCGGCAAAUCGCCGGCGAUUGUGUUCAACGACGCGCCGCUCGAAGCUGCGAUCGGAGGGGUGGGACAGGGCUUUCUCGCCAAUUCUGGGCAGAUCUGCGUGGCAGCGUCCCGGGUCCUCGUCCAGGAGGACAUCGCACCCAAGUUUGAAAUGGCUCUUAAGCAGCAGUUUGAGGCUGUUUCCGCCGGCAUGGGACCCAACCCGCUGGAGCCAACGACCAUGCACGGUCCACUGGUCGACAAGGCCCAAUAUGACCGCGUGAUGGGCUAUAUUGAUAUCGGUAAGGGCGAUGCGAAGUUGCUCACGGGCGGGUCCCGGAAGGGAGACAAGGGGUGCCUGAUCGAGCCGACCAUCUUCGUGAAUCCCAAGUCGGGUAGCCGGAUCUGGGACGAGGAGAUCUUUGGGCCGGUCAUGAGCAUCAAGACGUUCAAGACUGAAGAGGAAGCGAUCGAGAUGGCGAAUGAGACAACGUACGGGUUGUCCUCGGCAAUCUAUACCACCUCCCUCACCCGCGGGCUCCGAGUCGCUUCGGCGCUCGAGACCGGCGGAGUCUCCAUCAACAGCCCGUUCAUCCCAGAGGUCCAGUCUCCAUUCGGAGGGGUCAAGCAGUCCGGCACUGGCCGAGAGCUGGGUGAAGAAGGGCUCAAGGCGUACUUGGAGCCGAAGCAGAUCAACAUCAAGUAA
Molecule: messenger RNA, 1458 nt
Organism: Fonsecaea erecta
Lineage: Eukaryota; Fungi; Ascomycota; Eurotiomycetes; Chaetothyriales; Herpotrichiellaceae
Exons: 2
Coding region: 1-1458 (485 amino acids)
Molecular function (GO): aldehyde dehydrogenase (NAD+) activity
Source: RefSeq, a predicted model, not a curated record